GAGAGAGAGAGAGAGAGAGAGGUGAAAAGAGAAGAGAGAGCAAAAUUAUACAGCCCACUUUCGUGCACACCCUGAUCUCAACAGACAGAAGACAAGACCACACUUCAGAGCAACAGAGCUCCAUCCUGGAAGAUGUGGAAGCCUUCUUGGAGCUGUCUUGGAGCCCUGCUCAUGGCCCUAAUGUUUCAGGCCUCAGUGGAAGCUCAUGGUUGCUCCCUGGACAAUCUGUGUAAAGAUAGCAUGACAGCUAAAAGUCUGCUGGAAUGCAUAAAAUCCUGUUCUGUGGACUCAUCUAAUAUACUUGAAUACAGAGGAAUUGCACAAAAUGAGCUAAAACGUACCACAAACUACUCUCAUAAAAAAUAUAAGCAAAGAGAUAUCCACAGUGGCAGCAUCAGCAGUGAUGGUGGAAAUGUGAAUCAAAAGAGGCAGGAGCUAAUACAGGGGGACUUCCUGGAUCUUUUCUCUCCAGGAGUUCAGGGAGAGGACAAAGAGGUGCAAGGAGAGGGUCUGUCACUGAUCCGACCAGCCAGACAAUUAAAUAACAAAAGGUCCUAUUCCAUGGAGCAUUUCCGCUGGGGGAAGCCAGUGGGUAAAAAGAAGCGCCCUGUGAAGGGCAAACCCAGUGGAAUGGAAGAAUCUGCAGAGUCCCAUUCCAUGAACUUGAGAAGAGAUCUCCCCAUGAAUAUGGACUAUUCUGAGGGUUCUGAGUUAAUUGUUGAUAGAGAGGAGGAUACCAUGGAGGACAUAGAUAAAAAGAAAAAGAAAGAACCUGUGAUGAUCUAUAGCAAUGAGGUGAAAGAAGAAUCUGCAGAGUCCCUUUUCCCCAUGAGUAUGGACUAUCCUGAGGUUUCUGCACUAGUUUAUCCUAGAGGAAAGUUUGCAAAUGAAAACAAAGAGAGCUAUAAGAUGGGACGUUUCCGGUGGGAGACGCCAUUGAUUAAAAAAAAGCGCCCUGUGAAAGUCUAUCGCAGUAUGACAAAAGAAGAAUCUGCAGAGUCCCAUCCCAUGAACUUCAAAAGGGAUCUUCCCCUGAAUAUGAACUAUCCUGAGGUUUCUGAGCUAAUUGUUAAUAGAGGGGAGAAUACUGUGGAGGAUACAGAUGAAAAUAAAAAGAAUAAAAGGGGUUAUAACAUGGAGCAUUUCUGGUGGAAUACCUCUCCCAGGAAUAAGCGAUAUGGUGGCUUUAUGGUUUCUGAGAAGAGUCAUACUCCUCUCAUGACACUGUUCAGAAAUGCCAUAAUCAAGAAUGCCCCUGACAAGGGCCAGUGAGGGAAAAGCUAGGGGGAGGAAUAGUUUUAGGUUUUUCAUGAGAGAAGUAGGCCCCAAUUCCCUUGUGCCCCUUUCCUAUCCCCUGUAUCUUCCAUUUCCCAGGCUUGGGAUGUGUUACAUAGUCAAACCCUCAACAGCCAUGCCUUCAGUCAUUAAAGCUGUCUGUUUGGUCUUUAGGAAAUAAAGUUCAUUUGAUUUCACA
Messenger RNA from Antechinus flavipes (yellow-footed antechinus), 1474 nucleotides. It is a transcript of the gene POMC, whose product is annotated as proopiomelanocortin. Gene Ontology annotation, molecular function: hormone activity. The transcript has 3 exons. The record is from RefSeq and is a predicted model, not a curated record. Gene Ontology annotation, cellular component: extracellular region. NCBI's taxonomy places the organism in Eukaryota, Metazoa, Chordata, Mammalia, Dasyuromorphia, Dasyuridae. The coding region runs from base 133 to 1272 and encodes 379 amino acids.